AUGGCUCGAAUGUUAGAGACGGCGAUGUCCGCAAUCCAAGAAGAAAUCAACAACGAGGUGGAACGCUAUCAAGCUGCUAUCCAAGCGUGGAACGAGCAACACGACCGGGUACCGCGUACUCGGAUGUAUAUCCACCGAGACCGUGAACAAGCUGGUUUGCGGCUUUUCAUGGAUUAUUUCUCUGCAGAUCCUCGAUGGAGUGAUCAGAUGUUCCAUCGCCGGUUCCGGAUGCGGAUGCAUGUGUACCUGCACAUUGUCAACGCAGUUGUAGUUCGUGACGCGUACUUUAUGCAAACCUUCGAUGCUGUCAGGCGGCAAAGUAUAUCGACUUUGCAGAAAUGCACAUCCGCCCUCCGCCAACUCGCUUACGGAACAACUGCAGAUAUGUUUGAUGAGUACCUCCAUGUGAGCGAGCAUACUGGACGCGCUUGCCUAGCCAAAUUCUGUCGGGCAGUGAUCGAAGCAUUCAAGGACACAUACUUGAGAAAACCAACGUCCGACGAUGUUCGCAGAUUAGUGCGAAUGCACGAGGAGACCCACGGCUUCCCGGGGAUGCUGGGCAGCAUCGACUGUAUGCACUGGCAGUGGAAGAAUUGUCCAAUGGCUUGGAGAGGAGCAUUCACUAGCGGGCACAAGGGCACACAUCCAACGAUUGUGUUGGAGGCCGUUGCCGACCAACGGUUGUGGAUCUGA
Messenger RNA from Salvia hispanica, 693 nucleotides. NCBI's taxonomy places the organism in Eukaryota, Viridiplantae, Streptophyta, Magnoliopsida, Lamiales, Lamiaceae. The record is from RefSeq and is a predicted model, not a curated record.